CAAACACUUUCCCUGUAAUUCAUUCCCCUUUGCUCUUUUUGCCCUUUAGUUCCUUUCUUCCGCCGAGAGCUAUCCCUUGCCCCACUCUUCUCCCAAAGUAUCUCUCUCUUUGCCCACUACUAAACGACGCAAUGUGUCUCUUCAUUCCCACUUUCCACAACUCUCUACCAAACCCACACCCAAGCAGCAGCAUCCACGAAAUUCGUCUGCUAAAGUUCUGUGAUCGCAUCGAGGGAAUAGAAAGUGUUUGCGGCGCUGAAGAUCGCCGGAGAUCAGAUUUUCCCAAUGGCGAGCUCCAGCGGGACGAAGCCUCCUUCUCGUCGAAUGACUCGGCAACAGACUCGAGCGGCCGAGAUGCCGGACGAGGACGUCAGUGAGGUGGUGCCCUCUUCCCUCUCCCCCAUCGUGCCCAUUCUCCGCGUCGCCAAGGAGAUUGAGACGGACAACCCCAGAGUUGCCUAUCUCUGCCGCUUCCUUGCAUUUGAGAAGGCACAUAUGAUGGAUCCGAUAUCAAGUGGACGUGGUGUUCGUCAAUUCAAGACGUAUCUGUUGCAUAAACUUGAAAGGGAAGAAGAAGACACAAAGGGGAAUCUUGCACCUCUUGGAAAUGAUCCAAAAGAGGUUCGGUUGUAUUACCAGCAAUUUUGUGAGAAGAAAAUCAAAGGCGAACAUACAAAAAAACCGGAGGAGAUGUCAAAGAUUUUCCAGAUUGCAGGUGUAUUACAUGAAGUGCUGAAGACAGUUUUACCUCAUGGGAAACUUGAUCCUGAGACAGAAAAAUAUGUCAAAGAUGUUGAGAGGAGAAGGCAACAGUAUGAACACUAUCCAGAUGGGGUUAACCCAUCAACUAUGGAACUUCCUGAGAUCAAAGCAGUAGUACUAGCCCUACGUAAUGUGGGUAAUCUGCCAAGAUUCCAAUCAACUCCCAGCCUCCCAAGUGGCAGUUCAGUAACGGCUACAGAGAGGGUUAAAUCUAGCUUUGAUAUACUUGAUUGGCUUUCAUCUGUGUUUGGGUUUCAGAAAGGGAAUGUAGCAAAUCAGAGGGAGCACCUAGUAUUGCUACUUGCCAAUAUUGACAUAAGGAACCAGGAAACUGAAAAUACUACUGAGCUGGGUAGUGCCUCUGUAAUGGAGAUAAAGGGUAAACUUUUUAAGAAUUAUAUCUCAUGGUGUAACUAUCUGCACCGUAAACCAAAGUUUGUGUCUUCUCAAGGUUUUGACAGACAACAGUUAGAGCUUAUUUACAUUGGACUUUAUCUUCUUAUAUGGGGUGAAGCUUCAAAUAUCCGAUUCAUGCCUGAAUGCCUUUGCUACAUUUUCCAUAAUAUGGCCAAUGAACUAAAUGAGAUCUUGCAUAUAAGCGUCAGUGGAGCCACAUACCAAGGGACAGCACGUGAUGAAGAAUAUUUUUUGAGGGAAAUCAUAAGCCCUAUCUACAAAGUCCUGCUUAAGGAAGUUAUGAGAAACAAAGGAGGCACGGAAAGCCAUUCAGCAUGGAGAAAUUAUGAUGAUCUAAACGAGUACUUCUGGUCCGACAGAUGUUUCAGACUUGGGUGGCCAAUGGAUCUCAAAGCAGACUUUUUUCGUUCCGAUAUAACGAAACCUGCAGACAUGAGAUUUAAUCAAACUGUCGAUGGAAAGAGGAAGCCUAAAACAAAUUUUGUGGAAGUCCGUACAUUUUUGCACCUUUACAGAAGUUUUGAUCGAAUGUGGAUAUUUCUUAUUUUGGCUUUCCAGGUAAUGGUAAUUGUUGGCUGGAGUUCUUCUGGAUCUCUUGCUGCUCUAUUUGAUGCAGAUGUCUUCCGAAGUGUUUUGAGCAUAUUCAUUACUUCUGCUUUUCUUAAUCUUCUGCAAGCCACUCUGGAUAUAAUUUUUAGUUGGAAUGCUUGGAAGAGUUUGAAAUUCAGCCAAAUAAUACGGUAUCUUCUGAAGUUUGCAAUAGCGGUUGUGUGGGCUGUGGUUCUGCCAAUUGGUUAUUCCAGUUCAGUGCAGAACCCAACAGGAUUGGUGAAGUUCUUCAGUAGCUGGGCUGGGGAUUGGAGGAAUCAGUCAUUUUAUAAUUAUGCUGUUGCACUUUAUUUGGUACCCAAUAUACUUGCUGCUAUACUGUUUUUACUUCCACCUUUACGAAGAACCAUGGAACGUUCAAACUGGGCAAUUAUCACUCUUCUUAUGUGGUGGGCUCAGCCCAAGCUUUAUGUGGGAAGAGGUAUGCACGAGGACAUGUUUUCACUGCUCAAAUAUACACUGUUUUGGAUUCUGUUGCUAAUCAGCAAGCUAGCAUUUAGCUACUAUGUCGAGAUACUGCCACUAGUUGGACCAACAAAGUUGAUUAUGGAGAUUCCAAUCAGUAACUAUCAGUGGCAUGAGUUCUUUCCAAAUGUAACACAUAAUAUCGGCAUUGUUAUUGCGAUAUGGGCUCCAAUUGUCCUUGUCUAUUUUAUGGAUGCGCAAAUAUGGUAUGCCAUAUUUUCUACUCUAUUUGGUGGGAUUCAUGGAGCCUUCAGCCAUUUGGGUGAGAUACGGACACUUGGAAUGUUACGAUCCAGAUUUGCAGCUGUACCUUCAGCUUUCUGUGAACGUCUUGUGCCAUUACUACAUAAGGGAAACAAAAGGAAUCACUUGGAUUCAUUGCAAGAACGGAAGGACAUUGCCAGUUUUUCUCAGGUGUGGAAUGAGUUCAUACAUUCCAUGCGCUUGGAAGACCUGAUUAGCAAUAGGGACAGAAACCUGUUGUUUGUUCCAUAUUCAUCAAAUGACAUCCCUGUUGUCCAGUGGCCUCCUUUUCUGCUUGCCAGUAAGAUUCCCAUAGCCUUAGACAUGGCAAAAGAUUUCAAAGGAGAUGAUGAUGACUUGUUUAAGAAGAUCAGGAGUGAUGCUUACAUGCAUUCAGCAGUUAUUGAAUGCUAUGAGACACUCAGAGAUAUUAUAUAUGGCCUUCUGGAAGAUGAAAAAGAUAGGAUGAUUCUGAUGCAGAUAUGUCAUGAAAUAGAUAGUAGCAUAGAGAACAAGAAACUUUUAUCCAAUUUUAAAAUGAGCGAGCUGCCUCAACUAAGUGAGAAGUUGGAGAAAUUUCUAACGCUAUUGCAAGCUGAGGAGGAAAAAAUUUCUGAAGCUCAAAUAAUCAAUGUCCUACAGGAUAUUAUGGAGAUAAUCACACGGGAUAUUAUGGCCGCUGACAAUCAAAUCCUGGAAAAUGCUCACCAUGGUUCAAAUGCCCAAAAAGAGCAGAGGUUUGAAAGGCUUGACAUCUACCUGAUGCAGCAAAAACCGUGGAAGGACAAGGUUGUUAGGCUCUAUUUGCUAUUGACUGUCAAGGAAUCUGCCAUAAAUGUGCCUCAGAACUUGGAGGCUCGCCGCCGCAUAACUUUCUUUGCAAACUCCUUGUUUAUGACUAUGCCAAGUGCUCCGAAAGUCCGUAAGAUGCUGCCCUUUAGUGUUUUAACUCCAUAUUACAAAGAAGACGUCCUUUAUUCUGUGGACGAACUAAACAAGGAAAAUGAGGAUGGGAUAUCAGUUUUGUUCUACCUAAAAAAAAUAUAUCCUGAUGAAUGGACAAAUCUCGAAGAACGCAUCGCAGAAACUAUAAAUACUAGAAAAGAUUGUGAACCUGCAGAUCGUGAGAAAGCAAAGAUGGAGUUAAUUUGUGAGUGGGUAUCUUACAGAGGGCAGACACUUGCUAGAACAGUGAGAGGGAUGAUGUACUACAAAAAAGCUCUGGAACUUCAAUGCUUCCUGGAAUUUGCAGGAGAUAAUGCUAUUUAUGGUGGCUACCAAAACUUGGUUUUGAAUGACAGUGACAAGAAGGCUUUCAUUGAUCGUGCACAAGCCCUGGCUGAUUUGAAGUUUACCUAUGUUGUCUCUUGUCAGGUUUACGGGAAUCAGAAAAAAUCUGAUGAUCUUAGGGAUAAAAGCUGUUACAGUAAUAUUCUUAAUCUAAUGUUAAAGUAUCCAUCUCUACGCAUUGCUUACAUAGAUGAAGGAGAAGAGAAAGUAAAUGGAAAAACUCAAAAGCUCUAUUUCUCUGUUCUUGUCAAGGGAGGGGAAAAGUAUGAUGAGGAAGUAUACCGCAUCAAGCUUCCAGGGCGCCCAGUAGAUAUUGGUGAAGGGAAACCUGAAAAUCAAAAUCAUGCCAUUAUCUUUACUCGUGGAGAAGCACUGCAAACAAUAGACAUGAAUCAGGAUAAUUACUUUGAAGAAGCUUUCAAAAUGAGGAAUGUAUUGGAGGAAUUCCUGAAACGUCGCCGAAGCCGGCGGAAGCCGACAAUAUUAGGUCUAAGGGAGCAUAUAUUCACUGGAAGUGUGUCAUCACUAGCAUGGUUCAUGUCCAAUCAGGAGACAAGUUUUGUAACUAUUGGGCAACGAAUCUUGGCAAAUCCUCUUAGGGUGAGGUUCCACUAUGGUCAUCCUGAUAUAUUUGACAGAAUCUUCCACAUAACAAGAGGUGGAAUAAGCAAGGCUUCAAGAGUAAUUAACUUAAGUGAAGAUAUAUUUGCAGGAUAUAAUUCAACUCUGCGUGGGGGAUUUAUAACCCAUCAUGAGUACAUCCAAGUUGGCAAGGGACGUGAUGUGGGAAUGAAUCAAAUAUCGCUUUUUGAGGCAAAGGUUGCAAAUGGAAAUGGAGAGCAGACACUUAGCCGUGAUGUUUAUCGUCUUGGGCGUCGAUUUGACUUCUAUAGGAUGUUGUCAUUCUACUUUACAACAGUGGGUUUCUAUUUUAGUAGUAUGGUGACCGUGCUUACUGUAUAUGUGUUUUUAUAUGGACGUCUGUACAUGGUUAUGAGUGGUGUGGAAAAAGAGAUACUUGAGAACACAAGCAUACGACAUAGCAAGGCUCUUGAAGAGGCUUUGGCUACCCAAUCUGUUUUUCAAUUGGGCUUACUGCUAGUUCUGCCCAUGGUCAUGGAAAUUGGCCUGGAAAAAGGAUUUCGUACUGCCCUGGGUGAUUUUGUCAUCAUGCAGCUACAGCUGGCAUCUGUAUUCUUUACAUUUCAGCUUGGGACAAAAGCACAUUAUUAUGGAAGAACAAUCUUGCAUGGAGGUUCCAAGUAUCGUGCUACAGGCCGUGGAUUUGUUGUUUUUCAUGCAAAGUUUGCUGACAACUACAGGAUGUACUCCCGAAGUCACUUUGUGAAGGGGUUGGAGCUUUUUAUUCUAUUGGUCGUCUAUGAAGUGUAUGGGGAAUCAUAUCGAAGUUCAAAUCUUUAUUUGUUUGUCACUAUCUCUAUGUGGUUUCUUGUGGCUUCUUGGUUGUUUGCUCCUUUCCUGUUCAAUCCAUCUGGUUUUGACUGGCAAAAGACAGUAGAUGAUUGGACAGACUGGAAGAGGUGGAUGGGAAAUCGUGGUGGUAUUGGGAUUGCACCUGAUAAAAGUUGGGAAUCAUGGUGGAAUGAAGAACAGGAACACCUCAAACACACAAGUAUCAGGGGGAGAGUGCUGGAGAUAAUACUUGCAUUUCGCUUCUUUGUUUACCAGUAUGGAAUUGUCUACCACCUUGAUAUAACUCAUCACAGCAAGAGCAUACUGGUCUACGCACUUUCUUGGUUGGUUAUGGUGACUGCUCUUCUUGUCUUAAAGAUGGUAUCAAUGGGUAGGCGAAGAUUUGGAACAGACUUUCAGCUCAUGUUCAGGAUUCUCAAAGCCCUUCUUUUCCUUGGCUUCAUAUCAGUCAUGACUGUCUUAUUUGUUGUAUGUGGACUCACCGUGUCAGAUUUAUUUGCUGCUAUCCUUGCCUUCACGCCCACAGGAUGGGCCCUUGUUCUUAUUGGGCAAGCAUGCAGGAAACUAUUGAACCGGGUUGGAUUCUGGGAAUCAAUAAAGGAGCUAGCGAGAGGAUACGAAUAUAUAAUGGGGCUGAUACUUUUCAUGCCCACAGCCAUUUUGUCUUGGUUCCCAUUUGUAUCUGAAUUCCAAACACGCCUGCUCUUCAAUCAAGCAUUUAGUAGAGGCCUCCAGAUUUCAAUGAUUCUUGCGGGAAAGAAGGAAAAAACUCCUUGAAGUCUUUCGCAUGUUACAUUUGCCUUCACUCAUCAGAAUGUUAUUAUGUUCUUCAAUGUUCUUCACAUAGUGUUACAGUUAUCACUUCUAUAGCACUUAGUGACUUUUGUAAGCUCAUCUUUCUGAAACUUUUGGUGACAUUUUUCAAGAAAAAAGUUACAUCUUUUUCAUCU
Juglans regia (Persian walnut) is the source of this 6170-nucleotide messenger RNA. RefSeq names its product callose synthase 7-like. The transcript is spliced from 42 exons. Lineage: Eukaryota; Viridiplantae; Streptophyta; Magnoliopsida; Fagales; Juglandaceae. Gene Ontology annotation, molecular function: 1,3-beta-D-glucan synthase activity. Gene Ontology annotation, biological process: (1->3)-beta-D-glucan biosynthetic process. Gene Ontology annotation, cellular component: 1,3-beta-D-glucan synthase complex; plasma membrane. The record is from RefSeq and is a predicted model, not a curated record. Bases 286 to 5997 code for a protein of 1903 amino acids.